UGAGACUCUCAUAUAUCAAGAUGGAGCUGUACAUAAUCAUUCUCACCCUUACCAUUGUUCUCUCAACUGAUCCUGAAGUUAAACAUGAAGCUUUCCAGUUUACACUAUGCUCUGACACAGAAGGAGGGUUUUACCUUGGAUAUGAUGAAGAGGAGGUAUGGCAUGUCAACUUUGAUCAGAAGACAGAAGUAUUGACAUUACCUGAUUUUACAGGACCUUUGACAUUUGAUGGAUUUUAUGAACGUGGUUUGGAACGUUUGGCAAAAUGCCAAAAAAACUUACUUGGCUACAUUACAGGUUUCAAGAGCCCACCACCAGAAAUUGAUGCACCCCAUACAUCCAUCUAUCCAAAGGAUGAUGUACAGCUGGGUGUUCAGAAUACUCUCAUCUGUCAUGUGACUGACUUCUAUCCACCAUCUGUCAGCAUCUCUUGGACUAAGAAUAAUGUUAAUGUGACAGAGGGCAUACGUUUAAGCCAGUACCAUCCAAAGACAGAUGGUACCUUCAACAUCUUCUCCACUAUGAAAUUUACACCUGCUGAAGGAGACAUUUACAGCUGCACAGUCAACCAUAUAGCCCUCCAGGGUCAACCUCAGACCAAAAUAUGGGAUUUUGAAGUUGCCCUCCCAAGUGUUGGUCCAGCAGUGUUGUGUGGAGUGGGUCUGACUGUGGGGCUGCUGGGUGUCACUGCUGGAACAUUCUUUUUCAUUAAAGGAAAUAAAUGCAACUGACUGUUGAGCUAUGUAAACAAACUUUGAAAAUAUCUAUUGUAUUUUGACUGAGCUUUGAAAACAAUGCUAUAGUUCAUUUGUGUGUUAUUGUUGAUGUAUAAAUACAUGCAUGCAUAAA
Molecule: messenger RNA, 849 nt
Organism: Ctenopharyngodon idella (grass carp)
Lineage: Eukaryota; Metazoa; Chordata; Actinopteri; Cypriniformes; Xenocyprididae
Product: H-2 class II histocompatibility antigen, A-Q alpha chain-like
Exons: 4
Coding region: 21-731 (236 amino acids)
Biological process (GO): immunoglobulin production involved in immunoglobulin-mediated immune response; immune response; antigen processing and presentation of exogenous peptide antigen via MHC class II
Cellular component (GO): MHC class II protein complex; membrane
Molecular function (GO): MHC class II protein complex binding
Source: RefSeq, a predicted model, not a curated record